AUGCAUUCACUCUCCGGCUUCCUGCAUCGGAAAGAUCAGCCUAGGCUUAUGACCAGGUCCCGAAGCGGACACUGGAUGACCACCACUACGUCAGCGAGGCCGCACGCGUGGCUCCGGACCGUCACUGACUGGUUCGCGGGCUGCUGGGGCACCGCCUGUGGCUGCAGGAGCAGCAGCAGGAACAAGGCCGUGGCUGCGGGGGAGCGCCGCCACGAGGACGAGGAGCACGAGCCGCUGCUCGAGUGUCAGAGGAUCGAGGGCGCCCGAGACACCAAGGGGGAGUGCUCCAGGCACAAGCGGUCCUCUGGCGCCUCGUGGUGCGACUCCGAGAUGGAGGGCUACGUGCCCAGCCGGGCUGCCUUGUCUACGGACCAACAGUACGAGCACUAG
Messenger RNA from Clonostachys solani, 390 nucleotides. The record is from the annotation of a GenBank genome assembly. Lineage: Eukaryota; Fungi; Ascomycota; Sordariomycetes; Hypocreales; Bionectriaceae.